Molecule: messenger RNA, 2147 nt
Organism: Dermochelys coriacea (leatherback sea turtle)
Lineage: Eukaryota; Metazoa; Chordata; Testudines; Dermochelyidae
Gene: LRRC10B
Product: leucine rich repeat containing 10B
Exons: 1
Coding region: 705-1586 (293 amino acids)
Molecular function (GO): protein binding
Source: RefSeq, a predicted model, not a curated record
AUGGGCGUGUCAUAGGGGCGGGGCCUGAGGACCGCCCGCCCCCGCCGGCCCGAGCGGCUCAGCCAUAGGCAGGCUGUCCCGCGUGGGGGUUGCCAUGGAGACGAGUCGCUAGGCGCUGGGUGUGUGGGAGCCGAGCUCAGACCGAGCCGGGAGCCCCGGAGUGAGAGGCCGGGAGGCACCGGGAGCCGCGCAGCGCCAGGGCCGGCACCACGCGGGGGGGAGGCCGAUCCCGGGUAGGGGCAGCGUGCUAGCCCCGGGAGGGCGAUCCAGGGCGCACCGGCCCGGCCCGGCGCUGGCUGGGGAAUCCCGGGGGCUUUGGUCCUAGUCCCGGGAGGCUGAUCCGGGGGCACGGACCCCAUAGCCGGGACGCUGUUGGGGGGCCCUGCUCCCGGCCCUGGCAGGAGGAGGCGGGGGGCGCCAACCCCAUCCCUGGCACGGGGCACCCAAGGGGGGCACAUGUCCUAGUCUCGGGGAGGCGAUCCAGAGGCACCAGUCCCAGCCCGGGCUGGAGGAGUGCAAGGGGGCACCAGUCCCAGCUCCAGGAGGCUGGUCCGUCCCAUCCCUGACAGGGGGGCCCCGGGGGCGGUCACUGGUCUUAGUCCCAGGAGGCCAGUCCGGGGGGCACCAGGUUAGCUGGUUGUCAUGUUCCCUGUGGGCUGCCCUGCUGGAGGCGGUGGCUCUCGUUAUCCCAGCAGUCCUUGGCCAUGAGAAUGGGCAGCGCAGGGUCCUCAGGCAGGGAGGAGCGGCUGCCAUCGGGUGCGGAGGAGCAGCUGAGUGGUGGGGAUCAGACACUGGAGCUGACCGGGCGGCACCUGAAGCGGCUUCCAAGCCCAGUGUGUGCCCUGGGCAGCCUGCAGAAGCUCUACAUAAGUGGCACGGGGUUGCGUGAGCUGCCUGAGGAGAUCGAGGGACUGCGGGAGCUGCGCAUCCUGGCACUGGACUUCAACAAGCUGGAGGAGGUGCCUGAGGCACUAUGCCGCCUGCCCCGUCUCACCCGCCUCUACCUGGGCAGCAACCGCCUCUUUGGCCUCCCUGCAGAAUUUGCCCAGCUCCAGACUCUGCGCUGCUUGUGGAUUGAGAACAACUACCUGUACCAUUUUCCUCGGGCCUUGCUCCAGAUGCCUGCACUGCAGUCCUUGCAGAUGGGUGACAAUCGACUCCGGGCACUGCCAGGCAGCCUGCCGCGUAUGACUGGCCUCCGGGGGCUAUGGCUUUAUGGGAAUCGCUUUGAGGAGUUCCCACUGCCCCUGCUCCGCAUGGCCCAGCUCCAUAUCCUUGACCUGGACCGCAACAAGAUCAUCGACUUCCCAGACCUGGCCCACCUAAAAGGGUUACGGCUCUUUUCCUAUGACCAUAAUCCAGUUAAAGCACCACCCUGUGUGGCUGACACUGUCACCCUUGUGGGCGAUGGGGCCCAGGAGCUGAUGGAGGCUAGGGAGGAACGUCUUCAAAGCCUGCGGGAGCAGGAUGAACAGGAGGAGAAUGGCUCAGAAGCCAUGCAGGGCACCCUGAGGAAUGACUCCUCUCUGCUGGAGGAUGCUGAAGGCAGUUUCUCGGCCCUGGAAUGCUCCCCAGAAGAAACAUGAGAAUGGGCACUACAAUAACAUGGUUGCUGCUCAGAAAAUCUGGUGGACAUUGGUGGGCUGAUAGAUCCACUUCUGCGCUGCAAGGGGUGAGAGUUUGCAUGGACCAUCUCUGGCCAUGGGGGGCCACAGUCUCCCAACUAGGAUCAUGGGCAACUACCAGUCCAGGGAGUCACUAUCUUCUUGCACAAGACAGGAAAACCAUGAAUCAAAGGGAUCACCAUCUCCUUGCUGGGACCACAGACAGCAAAGGGAGUAUCAUCUAUCUGCAGAAGUGCUGGGCAAUCACUGCACCCCUGAGACAUCCUGCAUAGCCACAGGACGUGGGGGUUGGCAGGGGAAACCACAAUGUUGUUGUGUUGGAUGAUCCCAUUGGACCAGCUCUGUAGGAGGAUGGUCUCUGUUUGAGAUGGGCAUUGAUAAGAGUUGGCCUUCUCAGAACAGCCAGCUUGUGGUGGAAGCCUGGAAUUGAAAGGACUUUAAUGUGACAAUCUGUGGCUGUUUGGUUAGGUAUCUAUGAGUGAUCUCUGCUACUUGCCAUCCGGCCCAUUGCCACGGGACUCA